CUUCACUGGUUUUGAGGUUUUUAAAACAGUAAUCCCGUCUGGAGCCCCGCUGCCUCGGCGAUAAACACGGGCGAUGCCUGGGGCCUGCGGGCCGGGCACGCUCCUGUCCGGAGGGUGCUCAGCACGGGGCUGGGACCUGACCCCCGGCAGCAGGGCCAAGGGAACCACAUCACCGCUGUGAGAGCAGAUGAGCGUGUGUUCAUUUAUAGCGCUGUUUCAGGUUCACCAGCGAGAGGGGCUUUUCAUCAGAGGCCAUGGAGCUUUCUGCCAACGAGCUCAGCAUUUAUGACAAGCUAUCAGAGACCAUUGAUCUAGUGAGGCAGACUGGCCACCAGUGUGGGAUGUCAGAAAAAGCCAUUGAGAAAUUCAUCAAGCAGCUCUUGGAAAGAAAUGAACCCCAAAGAGGGCCCCCACGGUACCCCGUCUUAGUGGCUCUCUACAAGGGCCUGCUCACGCUGGGCUUGGUCUUGCUGGCCGUGUACUUGGUGAUCCAGCCCUACAGCCCGCUGCCGCCCGAGGCGCCGCUCUCCAGAGCCCACGCCUGGGGCUCCCUCAUCAGUCACAUCCGGCUGCUCUCUCUGCCCAUUGCCAAGAAGUACAUGCUUGAGAAAUGCCAGGACUGGUGGGCAGCAGGUUGCAGACAGAACACUUCUACGCUUCCUGCAAACUGCACAGUCUGUUCUGCUGUGAAAAGCCUUCAGAUAGUGACAGACUUUGGAGAACUAUCAGCAAAGCUCCAGAGGUCUCAGCCUUUUCUAAUCAAGACAGGGCAGCAUCUCUCCUAUGAAGAACUGAAGCAUUUUCAGUCCCAGGAUCCAGAACUGGCAGAGGUUAUAAUAGAGGAAAGUUCAGCUGAACUGUGGAGCUGCCCAUUUUUCUUUCCCUGGAACAAAUCUGUGAACAAAACUCGGAUUCUGCAGAAAUUUUUCCCCACUUUCUCUUUGCUGUCCUGGCCCAGGACAGUGGCCCUGCAGAGCUGCUUCCUUAUCCGCCAGCCGGCCCUGGGGAAUAAGAGCUACAAUUUGCACAGUCUCUUUGCUGUUGGAAGUGGACAGCUCACCCUGACUGUUGUACCUCUGGACAAGUGCAGAGGCCACUGUGAGAUGUUCAAGGUGGAGCUGGAAGCUGGAGAUUUGGGUUACGCCAGCGCGGAUCACUGGGCCCUGAGCUUCGCGGCCAGAGGGACGCAGCCGGCCGUGCUGUGUGACGGAGCCGCGCGCUGAGGGCGGCGCUGGGCCAGGAGCCGGCUCCGCGACGAGAAGACUCAGCUCUGCGGCCGAGGCGGCGUCUGGAGAGGAAGCUUGCUGGGGCAGCUGGGGCGGGCAGCUCUGCCUCCUGCAUGUUUACAGUGCUUAAAGUGACUGUUUUCCUGACCCUCGAGGCCUUUUCUCCAACGUGCUUGGGAGAAGCUCGAGCUAUUUAUGACCCUCCCUGUCCCCUCGGGUAAGCCCUGGCCCUGCAGCAGAGGCUUCGCUUCCAGGAGCAGCAGGGGCAUUUCUCAGGGUGAGAUUCACCUUGUGUCCUUGGUGGAUUAUGGCACUCCUGAAACUUCCUGGCGGGUUUGGGAGUGGGGGAAGCGUGUGGCGUUCCCGUGUACGUUCCUCCUGAGGAGGAGGCUCUGAGCCCGUUUGGUCAGGCCGGCUUUAUAAAGGGAAUGAAUUGGUGUGUCCCAACUCCCUCCCAUCUCCCCAUCCUGGACAGAGCUGUGCCUCAGUUGUGUGCCCCGCAGAGCCCAGCUCAGCUCCGUGCUCCAGGGCUGAGGUGAGCCUUGCAGCCUGGGGCAGAGACCCCUACCCACUGUCCUUUCUUGUUCCAAAAGAAUCUGUUCAGGCCUCUUCUUUGUGUGUUGUGAUCACUCUCCUGUAGUUCUCUAUCAGCAGGCUGUGAGUCAAAGAUUAACUGUGCUUUUGUUUUGUCCCUCAGCCUCCUUUCCCACACACGCUGGGAGUCUCAGUGCUGAUGGUGCUGAGAGUGCAGGAGCUCUGUGGAGAUGUGGCUGGGCUCAGAGCAGCUCUGUACCACGUUCACCUCCUGGUUGCUCCCCCAGAGACAGCAGGGCUGCAGGAAAGCACACUUUCCCUGUACUCCUUGCUGCCUGUGCUGCCUGUGUUCCCGGCCCAGGGCACCUUUGGGAGCCGCUGAAACCUUCCUUGUCCCUGGUGGCUUUUCUUUUCCUUUUGCAUUGACUCCUUCCAGACCUGGAGCUCUGAAUCCACAAUGAACCUUGGUUUUUCCUGAGUCCUUUCCAAACUGCCUUCACAUGCUUCCUGUAGCUUGAGCGCUGCUUUAUGCAGUGCCCUGAGAGAGGCUUGGUUUCAGUGUUGGGCUGCGGAUGCCGCCAUCCCUUCCAAGUCUGAUCCUCUGGGUCUGAUCCUGCCGUUGAAGAUCACUUACAGAUGUGUUAGGCUGAACUCAUAGGCCAGGGCUGGGGUUCAGGACAUAGUCUCACACUUGUUACUAUGGAAUUGGGAGGGGUUUUGUGUGAAAGCAAGUUAACUGUUCUCAGGAGCAAGAACCUUUUCCUUGUCAAUGUUUUGGGUACGUGUCAAAGGGCAGCUGGGAGGAGUGUCUGUGCUGCCUCAGGUUGUGAGCAAACCAACAUCCUACUGAUGUCAUUGGGGUCUGACAAAAGCUGCCAACUGGAAUGACCAUGUCUGGCUCCUCGACAAGGAUAAAGCAGAGGACAGCUUCUGCCACAACGAAUUCAGUCAGGGGCCUUGACACUACAAACAUUUCUAUGCAUAACCCUUGUUUUUGUCCUGUAAAGGAGUAAGAGCCACCCCAGCACCCUGUCAGCCUGUGUGCAUGGCCCUCAGCACCGCACCAGCACACCCAGGAUGUGGUAGAAGCAAAGGGAGGAGAGCCUGAACGUCUCAGGACCCGAAAGGACUAAAUGAAUGAGUAGCAGAACGUUAAAGGGAAUUGGAUUAAUAAGACUUGUGUGAGGAUGGUUAAUGCUUGGGGUGUGUUUCACACUUGUGACACUAGAUGUGAGCCAAGAGACACCCCCCACCCCUCUCCCUCCCCUCACAGCCUGGGGCUUGGCUCAUGGAAACUCGGGAGCUGGGUGAUGGCAGGAUUGGGGCCUCUUAGUGACUGUUGCUAUUUACACUUCAGCAGCUUCUCCAGUCAAAUUCAAAGGUGACUUCACCUCUUACUGAUUUUGUACCUGAUCCAUUUCUGUACAGCAUUUGCUUAGAGGUGUGUGGGGAGAGAACCUGCUGGAGAGGGUGGCUGAGAAGGCGGGUGGUGGCGAGUGGUGCCUCAGCUCUGAGUGUCCCAGGCUGUACCUCGUGUACAAGGGCUGUGGAGACAGUUCUCUGGGUGUGAAAUGCCUGUGAGGCACCUCACAGAUCCCUGGAGUGUUUGCUGAAGCCCUUGGGGCUGGCUGGCUCCUCUGGGAAGGAGCUCCAGGGCAGGUCUGUGUGUAUUUAGCAAAAGUGCUCUCACAUUUUGCUUCUCAGAGAGUUGCAGCUGGUUGGACAGAAGAUGGUGAGUGUGGCCUAUUUGCAGCUGAGCUUUCCAAGUGCACUUUAUGGUGUGUGCUGAAGUUCCCAGGUCUGUGGCUGGGAGAUCCAUUGCACAUGGCCCAGCCUCGCUCCCCUCGGACUUUACAUCAUUUGUUUUGAAACUUCCAGUGUAUCUUCUCUUCCAAAAGCUGUAAGGAAUUAGCUGCUAAACUAAAACAGGAGGGCAGUUCUCCUGCUGAUACAGAGCCCUUCCUGGCCCUGGCUGCUGUGCAGUGUGGAGCCCCAGCCUGCAGCAGGGCUGCCAGAGCAGUAGUGCAGACGCCUGCUGGGGCACAGGCGAGGGGCCGGGCUGGGGACCUCACAGGUGAGGCCAAAGUGGCAAAACUAGGAUGGCCAAGAGGAGGUGUUGACACCUUGGCCAAGUGGCUGCCAGCGAGCCCUGGUCAUCUUCCUCAUCCAGAGCUCCAGUCCCCCACAGCCUUUGCAAAGGCUUGUGAGCUUCCCAGAGAGCCUGGCAGCACCAAGGGACCUGCUCAGGCUGAACUGUGGGGAACCUGGUUGUUUCCUCAGCUGUUGAGGCACCGUGGCAACAGACACCAUCAGAUGGGCCUGUGCCCCAUGGUGCUCUCCCUCGCCUCUGGCUUCACUGUGGCUCUCGUGUGUAUCUCAGCACACGUGCUGGUGUGGACAAUCCCCAGCUCAGGGCUGCCCAGGCAGUGCACGUGGCCUAUGUUUUAAAAUGACUGUUUGUGUGCCUCAGGACUCUUCUGCCUGUGAGCUGGGAGAUGGAGCUGCCCACCCCACACCCCCAGAGCUGCUGGGAAGCACCAGCCAGGUGCAGUCAGCACUGCCCUGAGCCCAGCGGGGCUCGGAAGGGCUGGCAGCCACCAGCUUGUGCUUUCCAGCUGCUGUCCAAAAGCAGAGUGCUGGCAGUGCAGCUGAUCUCAGGGUAACUGGAAGCAGGAGAGAGUGUUAUUUACUUCAGUACCAGGACACCAGCAUCCCCUCUGGGAGCCAAGCUGCCAGUUUCUGUUGAUUCCUUCCUUUUUCCUUUGGGGGGUGUGUUGCUCCCCACUGGCCCUGCACACACCGGCUCUGCAGGUCCCAGCCUCACACGCCCUUUGCAGUGCCCUGGGAAGCUUUCUAGGGCCAGAUUUCCAGGAGCUGUGGGCCUUUAGAUUCUCCCCCAAGUCCUCUCACUCUGAUGGUCUGGCAGAGAAGCUGGUUUUACUGGGCUGGAUCGAAGCACCUCUCCUCUCCCAGCUCCCCUCCCUGGCUUCCCGCGGCUGGGACGCCCCGAGCGAGGGGAGCUGGGGAGCAGAGCAGCUCUGUCAAGGGCAGCAUCUCAGCAAGGUGAUCCCUCUGCCUCUACCACCCCACAUUCCCCUCAGGAAGGCUGCUCCAGGCAGAGUUUGCAGAUCCACUCAGGCCCAGUGCCACAUUCAGCCCCCAACCAAACACCUUCUGGGCUGAGGCCCUUGCUGGCUGCACAAAGAGCUUUUGCUCCCUGCAAACCAAACUUGUCAGUUUGACACAUGGAACUGUACAUUCUCCUCUUCAGGAAGCUCCUUGGAAAGGACAGAUGUGCUGUCCUGCUGAGGCACACAGGGAGGUGCUGGACCUCCCCUUUGCUGUGGAGAUGCAGACACGGCAGGUGAUGGAUUCUCAGCGCUGCCUGUGCCGGGGCAGGGGAAGCAGCGUGGGGAGGCUGCGGGGUGCUGGAUGUGCAGGAACACUGUCCCAGGGCUGAGCACUGUCCCUUCAGUGGUGGGGAAAGAGAAGAUGAAUGUAAAUAUGCACCUAAUGCAGAAUUUUAUGGAGGAUGGUAAUUUAAUAUAUUGCAACCUGUAAAUAGCUGGGCAGAGCCUGGGAAGGGUGUAAAUAAAUGAGAUUUGUAUGGAAGAAUAAAACAAGUUUUUACUUUUUGCAAUGAAAUACAA
Messenger RNA from Colius striatus (speckled mousebird), 5410 nucleotides. RefSeq names its product chromosome 22 C6orf89 homolog (gene C22H6orf89). The record is from RefSeq and is a predicted model, not a curated record. Gene Ontology annotation, cellular component: nucleolus; Golgi membrane. The transcript has 8 exons. The coding region runs from base 255 to 1223 and encodes 322 amino acids. Lineage: Eukaryota; Metazoa; Chordata; Aves; Coliiformes; Coliidae.